GCAUAAAUGAUGCCAUGUCAGGAAAAAGAGGAAGAAGCGUCGCUGCUGCACUUCAAGGAAGGUUUCGACACGAUAAUGACCAUCCGUGUAUCUUCAACUUCUGAUACACGAUAAAACAAAAGUUUGGCACUUAAGCUGUCAGAGCAGCGACGUAGAGUUUGAGUCAGGUAAGAGUAUGUAUUUGACUAAUGAGUCGAGUAGGUUAUAUGAUAAAAAGAUUGUUAGCCAGAGGAGGAAAUGUAGACAAAUAAAACAAAAUAAAUAGUAUAUAUGUUGUUAUAAAAACUAACCAAUUAUUUCAUUAUUAUUUAAAUAAAAUUGACGAAAACGAUAGUGGGCGAAAUAAUACUUGAGUAUUGACUGUGGUCAACAUAAUCAAACACUGUGUUUUACAUGCUGUAAAAGCCUAUAAAAUAUUUUUGCUAAUAUUCAUAAAUGUUACAUAAUGUUACAUAAAGGUCCAGGUUUAUUAUAAAUGUCCGGGGAAUCAGGUUUGUCAAUGUUUGUGUGUGCUCUUGGUGGGAGUGUCUGUUUGUGUUUCAGAUCGGUCAUAAGAAGUACAAUUCUGCUGUACAGUUCAAACCAAACACCUGCAUUCAAAUGGCUACUAGAUGGCACUAAAAUGUCGAAAAGCUAACCCUCUUUGUAUUAACUUGAGGUGGAAUAUAUUGUAUUCUCAGCACCUUUAAUGGUGUGUCUUUGGAACUGUACGCCAAACAGGAGGAGCUGAUAUUCAUAUAUGUUUUUCGUAGCUACUGAUCAAAUGUCGACAGUGCAUAGUACAAAAAAGUGUGGUAAGGGUUGCAGUACAACCACUUCCCUAUUUGUAUGCGUGCGUGCGUGCGUGCGUGCGUGCGUGAAUGUGUCCAAACCUAAAACCUUGUGGUGUUAAUAAGGUCUGCGAGAUGUUUUUUCUCUACAGCGUCAUUGUAGCAUCUUUACUUGGUAGUAAAUACGAUGAAACUACCUAUGUCCUGUAAUCAAAAAGAAUGCACCGAUCCACAGUUUAAGAGAUGAUGGAUCCCGAAGUGUCUUUGCUGCUCCACUGUGCUCACUGGAGGGGGCUGCUGCAGGGCCAGGUCGGAGUGGAGCUUUCUGAAAGAUUCAACAGACAGACAGAUGCAGCUGUUGAGCGUCACAUAGAAGAUGUGUGGAGCCAGCGAGUGUCCAAGGAACCAUGGCUUUUUAACGGGGCCAAAUUCAGACUUCACUCAUUCUGCUUCACUACCUCUGAUUACAACUCCUCAUCCUGUGGUUCUCAUGGACACCUGUCCUCCACUCACUCAGCUACAGUGGGCAGUGUGGAAGACUGUGGGGGUGAAUCAGUGUGUAGAGGAAGACGUGAUUGUCUGUGUGACACCUAUGUACAGAAUUCUAAUCAGAACUGCUUGGACCAAAAAAACGAGACACGAACUGUAGAGGAUGUUGUCCAUCAGGGUUCAGCUUCCUCCACGUGUGGAAAUGAUGAACUUCCUCAACACUGUGUUAAAAACAAAAAUAAAGAUGAAGACGCCAGGCCUCUGCUCACUCUGAGACUUGGACUUACAUGCUAUAAGGACUACCUGGGAACUAACUGGUCCUGUCAAGUCACAGAGCUGCGUCAGCGUGGCGAGACAGAGUUCAGUGAUUCAAUGGUCAUGCUGGCUCAGCCUCUGGGAGUAGGUGCCAUUCUGUGCACACGUGACAGACAGGUGGUGCUAAUCAGGAGGAGCCAAAAAGUGGCUGAGGCAGCAGGUCUCCUGGACAUCCCUGGAGGUCACCCAGAACCAAAGGUGGUGUGUGAACAUCUGGGCUUGGCAGAUGGCGAGGAGGUGGACAUGGUGAUGAUGCAGCAGAGACCAGAGGCCGUCGUCUCAGAGCUGUUUUCAUCAGUGUGUGCCGAGAUCAGAGAUGAAGUGAACGUUCCUCUCAGGUGCCUGGGAAAGCCCGUCCUGAUGGGAGUGGCUCUGAAUCACACCAGUGCUGAAAGACCAAGUGCUGAGUUCUACGUCAGCUCCUCACUGACGUCUGAUGAUGUCAGGGCUCUGUACUGGGAAGGCGGAGCAGAAGCUCACGAGUCAACAGAUAUCGUCUUCCUCAGCAGAACAGAGGUGCUGCAGCUGAACCAGAGCAGCCCCUUGUGGUCAGAGCUGUGUCCUUCAGCUAAAGGAGCAGUGCUGCUAUAUCAGACAGUAAAACCUAAUGGAGACUGAAAGCAACAAUGACCACGUGACACGCAUUUUUCCAU
Cynoglossus semilaevis (tongue sole) is the source of this 2227-nucleotide messenger RNA. It is a transcript of the gene nudt22, whose product is annotated as nudix (nucleoside diphosphate linked moiety X)-type motif 22. The transcript is spliced from 7 exons. Lineage: Eukaryota; Metazoa; Chordata; Actinopteri; Pleuronectiformes; Cynoglossidae. Bases 1014 to 2192 code for a protein of 392 amino acids. Gene Ontology annotation, molecular function: GDP-mannose hydrolase activity. The record is from RefSeq and is a predicted model, not a curated record.